Messenger RNA from Blastocystis hominis, 2513 nucleotides. RefSeq lists its product as hypothetical. Gene Ontology annotation, cellular component: nuclear exosome (RNase complex); cytoplasmic exosome (RNase complex). The transcript has 10 exons. Gene Ontology annotation, biological process: rRNA catabolic process. The record is from RefSeq and is a predicted model, not a curated record. NCBI's taxonomy places the organism in Eukaryota, Bigyra, Opalinata, Blastocystidae. Bases 71 to 2479 code for a protein of 802 amino acids. Gene Ontology annotation, molecular function: RNA binding; 3'-5'-RNA exonuclease activity; endonuclease activity.
CGGAGAGCGUCCUCCUUCCGACUCCUCCGCCCCCUCCAACCCCUUCGAAGCCUACGACGAAUCGAAAGGAAUGUACACGCUGGUUAAGGAGCGCGGCGACGGCGUGAUCUACCCGAACUACCUCGACGAGGAAACGGUCCGUUUGGGUCUGGAAGCCGGGCGUCUGUUCAAAGCGACGUUCCACGCCAACGUGGACAACAUCCGCGAAGGCCACGUGACGCUGCACAUGAACGACUCGGAGGUGAGCGUGCUGCUGUCGGGACGGCUGGACAUCAACCGCGCGGUGGACGGAGAUCAAGUCAUCGUGGAACUGUAUCCCAAGGCGCAGUGGAAGGCCGAGUCGGAGUACCUCGUGAACAACGACAAUCCCGAAGAAGAGCAGAAAGACAAUGACGACGAAGAAAAAGAAAAAGAAAGCAACAAAAGCAGCGGGAAAACCGAAUCGACCAGCUCCAGAACCGCGGAAAAAGUCACCACGGGACGCGUGGUGGCGAUCGCGAGGCGCAAUUGGAAGCAAUAUUGCGGCUCCAUCGAGCCGAUCGCGGAGGGCACCAUCAACAGCUACUACCUCUUCGACCCGGUAAACCGGCGUAUCCCGAAGAUCCGGAUCAAAACGAAUCAAUACGCGGCGCUGGUCAACCAGCGUAUCGUCGUGGCGAUCAACGAUUGGCCGACGACGUCUUCCUACCCGAUCGGCCACUACAUGAAAACGCUCGGCGUGAUCGGCGAUCGCGAAGUGGAGACGCAGGUGCUGCUUCUCGAGCACUCCAUUCCGCCCAACGUCUUCUCGAAGGAGGUUCUCGACUGUCUGCCCCCCGCGGAUUGGCACAUCACCGAGCAGAACGCGCGCGGACGGCUGGAUCUCCGCGGGAAAGUGUGCAUUGUGUCGAUCGACCCGCCGGGGUGCAAGGACAUCGACGACGCGCUCCACGCGCGCGAGCUGCCCAACGGAAACGUGGAAGUGGGGAUCCACAUCGCGGACGUGACGUACUACAUGAAGCACAACUCCGCGCUGGAUCUCGAGGCGCGCAACCGGUCGACGUCGACGUAUCUGGUGGACCGUCGCUUGGACAUGCUUCCGAAGCUUCUCACGGAGAAUCUGUGCUCGCUGGUGGCGGACCAGGACCGCUUCGCGUUCUCGGUGAUCGCGGAGAUGACGAAGCAGGGCGAGGUGGUGCAGACGCAGUUCAAGAAGACGAUUAUCCGCUCGAAAGCCGCGCUCACCUACCAGCAAGCGCAGAAUUACCUCGAUUCCCGCGACGACCGCUCCGAGAUCGGCCGCAGCGUGCAUCUCCUCUUCGACCUUUCAAAGCGUCUCAAAGCCCAGCGCAUCAGCGCCGGCGCGCUGACGCUGGCUUCGCCGGAAGUUCGCUUCGAAAUGGACAGCGAGACGAACGAUCCGCUCUCCAUGGACAGCUACAAAUUGAAGGACACCAACAGCCUCGUCGAGGAGUUUAUGCUCCUCGCCAACACCCUCGUCGCAAAGCGGAUCACCGAGGCCUUCCCGAAAACCGCGGUUCUGCGAAGACACCCCAUCCCCGACAUGUUUCCACGUUUCUCCCUUCUGAUCGUAGAAAGCGCUUCGACCAUCUCAUCCGCGUCGCGCAGCGCGCCGGCGUAUUUUCUGGUUUCCCCCAACAAGCAGCUCGCGGAUUCGCUGGACAAGGCGGUGCUCCCCGCGGAACCGCUCUUCAACAAGCUGCUGCGCAUCCUGACGACGCGGUGCAUGACGCAGGCGGUGUACUUCCCCGCGGGGGAGGUUCCUCCCGCGCAGUUCUACCACUACGGCCUGGCGGCGUCGAUCUACACGCACUUCACGUCGCCGAUCCGGCGGUACGCGGACGACGUGGUGCACCGACUGCUGGCGGCGGCGGAGGGAAUCAUGCCGCUGCCGGAGGAGUACCGAGAGAAGGAGUUCAUGGGCGGAAUGACGGAGACGAUGAAUAUGCGGCACUACAACGCGCAGAUCGCGGGGAGAGAGUCGGUGGAGCUGUUCACGGUGAUCUUCUUCUCGAAGCGGAAGGAGAAGGCGGCGGGGCUGGUGAUGGGGUGCAAGAAGAACGGGAUUAAGGUGUGGGUGCCGCAGUACGGACUCGAGGGAACCAUCUUCAUCAACCACACCAACAAGAAGAACGCGCUCAACGAAAACUACACCAGCGAUUUCGACUUCGAUCCCGAGACCGGCGUGCUCACCAACCAGCACGAUCCCACCGACACCAUCGAGACCUUCCAGCCGAUAACCGUGGGAAUCCACGUCCAGGAAAUGAAGGGAUUCCGCAGAGAGCUGAUUCUGUCCCUGCUCUCGUCCAGUGCUUUUAGAGGAGAGAAGAACGACUCCGCCGAGGCUCCGGCAGCUAAGAAAGGGGAAACCAAGAGGGAAACCGGGGAAACCAAGGGGGAAACCAAGAGGGAGAAGAAGGAAAAGUCGGUUAAGAAAGCGAGUGUGGAGGCGAAGAAGGCUGCUCACUCUUCCAUUUAGACGUAGUCAAGUUGUAGUCGUAGUCGUAGAUAUU